AUGGCCACUGUCAUUCCUGGUGAUUUGUCAGAAGUAAGAGAUACCCAGAAAGUCCCUUCAGGGAAACGUAAGCGUGGUGAAACCAAACCAAGAAAAAACUUUCCUUGCCAACUGUGUGACAAGGCCUUUAACAGUAUUGAGAAAUUAAAGGUUCACUCCUACUCUCACACAGGAGAGAGGCCCUACAAGUGCAUACAACAAGACUGCACCAAAGCCUUUGUUUCUAAGUACAAAUUACAAAGGCACAUGGCUACUCAUUCUCCUGAGAAAACCCACAAGUGUAAUUAUUGUGAGAAAAUGUUUCACCGAAAAGAUCACCUGAAGAAUCAUCUACAUACACAUGACCCUAACAAAGAGACGUUUAAGUGUGAAGAGUGUGGCAAGAACUACAACACCAAGCUUGGGUUCAAACGUCACUUGGCCUUGCAUGCUGCAACAAGUGGUGACCUCACUUGCAAGGUCUGUUUGCAGACUUUUGAAAGCACGGGAGUGCUGCUGGAGCACCUUAAAUCUCAUGCAGGCAAGUCAUCUGGUGGGAUUAAAGAAAAAAAGCACCAGUGCGAGCAUUGUGACCGCCGGUUCUACACCCGGAAAGAUGUCCGUAGACACAUGGUGGUGCACACUGGAAGAAAGGACUUCCUCUGUCAGUAUUGUGCACAGAGAUUUGGCCGAAAGGAUCACCUGACUCGACAUAUGAAGAAGAGUCACAAUCAAGAACUUCUGAAGGUCAAAACAGAACCAGUGGAUUUUCUGGAUCCAUUUACCUGUAAUGUUUCUGUGCCUAUAAAAGAUGAGCUCCUUCCAGUGAUGUCCUUACCUUCCAGUGAACUGUUAUCAAAGCCAUUCACAAACACCUUACAGUUAAACCUCUAUAACACUCCAUUUCAGUCCAUGCAGAGCUCGGGAUCUGCCCACCAAAUGAUCACAACUUUACCUUUGGGAAUGACAUGCCCAAUAGACAUGGAUGCUGUUCAUCCCUCUCACCACCUUUCCUUCAAAUACCCAUUCAGUUCUACCUCAUAUGCAAUUUCCAUUCCUGAAAAAGAACAGCCAUUGAAGGGGGAAAUUGAGAGUUAUCUGAUGGAGCUACAAGGUGGUGUGCCCUCUUCAUCCCAGGAUUCUCAAGCAUCAUCAUCUAAACUAGGGUUAGAUUCUCAGAUGGGGUCACUUGAUGAUGGUGCAGGGGACCUCUCCCUGUCAAAAAGCUCUAUUUCUAUCAGUGACCCUCUCAACACACCAGCAUUGGAUUUUUCUCAGUUGUUUAAUUUCAUACCAUUAAAUGGCCCUCCCUAUAAUCCUAUAUCAGUGGGGAGCCUUGGAAUGAGCUAUUCCCAAGAAGAAGCACAUUCUUCUAUGUCUCAGCUCCCCUCACAGACACAGGAUCUUCAGGAUCCUGCAAACACUAUAAGUCUUGGGUCUCUUCACUCACUGUCAGCAGCUUUCACCAGUAGUUUAAGCACAAGCACCACCCUACCACGAUUCCAUCAAGCUUUUCAGUAGGACUCCAGAACAUGGAUUUAUUACAGAAAUGUAUGUGUAGCCCUGCCUUAGAUGACUGUUUUUAUUUUAGUGCCUACUUUUAAACAGUAUAAAAGUUUCUGCUUUUGUAUAAUACCAAUAUUCAUUAAGCCAGUAUGAAAUAGAAACUAGCUUUGGAACCAUUUGUGUUCAGUUAUGUUUACCUGGGUAUUUCGUCCUAAUUCACUGCCAAUUGUCAUAUUUUAAGAUUAUUUUUCAUAUAGGAAAGCCAUUAUUAUUAGUAACGUCUUACAAAUCCCACAUUCGAAUUAC
Molecule: messenger RNA, 1791 nt
Organism: Pteronotus mesoamericanus
Lineage: Eukaryota; Metazoa; Chordata; Mammalia; Chiroptera; Mormoopidae
Product: zinc finger protein PLAG1
Exons: 2
Coding region: 1-1500 (499 amino acids)
Biological process (GO): regulation of transcription by RNA polymerase II
Cellular component (GO): nucleus
Molecular function (GO): DNA-binding transcription factor activity, RNA polymerase II-specific; sequence-specific DNA binding
Source: RefSeq, a predicted model, not a curated record